CGGGCGGGCGGGGCGGCGGCGGCGCUUCCUGGAGCGGCGGGGCAUGGCGCUGGUGACCGUGCGGCGGGAGGCGGAGGAAGAUGCCCCCCGGCGUGGCCGACUGCAGCGGCGGCAGAGCUUCGUGCUGGUGCGGGGGGCGGCCCUGCUGCUGCCCGGCGAGGAGGCGCUGCCGGCAGAGCCCCCCGCCCCGGCCCCCGCGCAUGCACUGCACCUGCAGCUGAUGAUGCAGCUCCUGCGGCCCCAGGACGCCAUCCGGCUGGCGGUGCGGCUGGAGUCGGCGCGGCCACGGCGGGUUCGGUACCUGCUGGUGGUGCGGCCCGAGGAGCCGGGAGCUGAAGGGCAGACGGCGCUGCUGGGUGUGGAUUUUGCCCACGAGGGGGCCACCCGCUGCACCCUGGGCAUGGUGCUGCCCCUCUGGAGCGACACCCAGGUCUUCCUCGAUGGCGAUGGAGGGUUCAGUGUGACGUCAGGUGGGGAGACCCGCAUCUUCAAACCCAUCUCUGUCCAGACCAUGUGGGCCGUGCUGCAGGAGCUGCAUCGCGCCUGCGAGGAGGCCUCGCGUGGUGGCCACAUCCCGGGCGGCCCCGCACUGGGCUGGGCCUGUGCCUACGCGGCCGCCCUGGACUCAGAGCAGAGCUGCCUCAACGAGUGGCUCGCCAUGGCGGGGCUGGAGUCUGUGCGCCCCACGUCACCCCUGGGACCAGCGGCAUCGGAGCUGUCGGAGCAAACGGUGCGGGCGCUGCUGCGGGAGGUGAUGGCCAGCGCUGACCUGGAGAGUGUCACAUCCAAGGAGGUGCGAGAGGAGCUGGAACGGCGCAUGGGGCACAGCUUGGCCCAGCACAAAGACUUCAUCGACAAUGAAAUGCUGCUGGUGUUGGCACAGAUGGACCGUCCUUCUCGCAUCUUCCCACACCUCUAUCUGGGCUCCGAGUGGAAUGCAGCCAACCUGGAGGAGCUGCAGCAGAACCGGGUCACCCACAUCCUGAACGUGGCACGGGAGAUCGACAACUUCUUCCCGGCGCUCUUCACCUACAUGAACGUGCGGGUCUACGACGAGGAGACAGCCCAGCUCCUGCCCCACUGGAAUGACACCUUCCUCUUCCUCUCCCGUGUCCGGGCCAGUGGCGGUCGGGCACUGGUGCACUGCCGCAUGGGGCUGAGCCGCUCGGCCGCCACGGUGCUGGCGUAUGCCAUGAAGGAGUUCGGGUGGCCCCUGGAGCAGGCGCUGCGGCACGUGCGCCACUGCCGCCCUGGCGUCCUGCCCAACCCUGGCUUCAUGCGCCAGCUCGACUUCUACCAGGGCAUCCUCAGCGCCAGCCGGCACAGCAGCCUCUGGGAGCCCAAGGUGUUGGAGCAGCCGCCCCAGCCGGACAAGGAGAAUAUAGAGGUGGCCCCAGGGGACGUGGGUGCCCCAUCCCCGCAGUCCCCUAAGGAGGCCACCUCGCCAGGGCUGUUGGGAGCCACCCGUCGCCCUCGCAUCUCCCUCUGCGCCGUCAUGCGGAGCAUCAGCCAGAUGGAGUCCCCUCAGGUCCCUGAGCUGCCCGGGGACCCCCUCGACGGGGAGGUGUUCGAGGCUGUGGAGGCUCUGGGAGGUCCAACCAGUGGUGCCAACCACCCCGGAGGUCGGCCAUCAUCCCGGCCUCGCCGUGUUGUCCGCCAAGCCAGCCUGGAUGGUGGCCCAAACCCCACCUGUGACCCCCAGCCCAGUGCUGACCCCAUCUUCCCCUCCACCCCAUCCCCUGACCCUUAACUGGGAGGGGAUGAGGCAGAGCACCCCCAGCCCCACAGGAAGGAGCGAAGCCUACACCUGCUGGAGGCAUCACCCCCCCCGGCUGCUGCACUUCGGGGGAUGGAGGUGGCUCUGCCUCAUCCCCCCCACGCACAGGGCCCCACUGCCACACCGCACCACGCUGGCACAAAGAAUAAAGAGUGGCAAGGACUUGGUGCUGGAAGAGGAGAAGCUUGAUGUGAGCCAGCAAUGCGUGCUCCCAGCCCACAACCCACUCGUGUCCUGGGCUGCAUCCAGAGCAGUGGGACCAGCAGGGAGGGAGGGGAUUCUGCCCCUCUGCUCCACUCUGUGAGACCCACCUGGAGCCCUGCGUCCAGUUCUGGAGUCCUCAGCACAGGGAGGACAUGGAGCUGUUGGAGCGAGUGCAGAGGAGGCCACAGAGGUGAUCCAAGGGCUGGAGCAGCCUCCUGUCCAAGGCCAGGCUGGGAGAGUUGGGGUUAUUCAUCCUGGAGAAGAGAAGGCUGCGGGGAGACCUUAGAGCAGUUUCCAGGACUGAAAGGGGCUCCAAGAAAGCUGAGGAGGGGCUUUUUCCAAGGGCCUGGAGUGAUAGGAUGAGGGGGAAUGGUUUUAAAUGGGAAGGCGGAAGAUUUAUAUGAGACUUUAGGAAGAAUUUCUUCACAAUGAGGGUGGGGAGGCCCUGUCCCAGGUUGCCCAGAGCAGUGGUGGCUGCCCCAUCCCUGGAGGUGUUGAAAGCCAGGUUGGAUUGGGCUUGGAGCCCCUGAUCCAGCGGGAGGUGUGCCUGGGGUUGGAACUGGUUGGCUUUGAGGUCCCUUCCAGUCCACCCUGUUCUAUGAAAUGUGUGCCCCUGGUGUGAGCCCUGCCUGGAGGCGGAGGGCACAAGCGUGGGGCCUCCUGCGAGGCUCAGCCCCGCUGCAGGCACGGGGUCGGUGCUCUUCUCGCCACCAGUAGGGCCCAGAGUGAACGCCUGGGCCACGGGUGCGGGAAGCGCCAUCUUGUCGGCGGCCGGGGCAGAGUGCAAACUACGGCUCCCGGCGUGCCUUGCGCGAGGGGCGGGGGUGUGCGCAAGCGCACCGAUGUCCGUGCUGGGCGCAGGCUUCAACUAGAGGGCUAGGGCGCAGUGUGGGGCAGGGGAAAGGAACCAGGGACCGGG
Messenger RNA from Cuculus canorus (common cuckoo), 2900 nucleotides. It is a transcript of the gene SSH3, whose product is annotated as slingshot protein phosphatase 3. Bases 44 to 1750 code for a protein of 568 amino acids. Gene Ontology annotation, cellular component: cytoplasm. The record is from RefSeq and is a predicted model, not a curated record. Gene Ontology annotation, biological process: actin cytoskeleton organization; protein dephosphorylation; negative regulation of actin filament polymerization. Gene Ontology annotation, molecular function: actin binding; protein tyrosine/serine/threonine phosphatase activity. The transcript has 14 exons. Lineage: Eukaryota; Metazoa; Chordata; Aves; Cuculiformes; Cuculidae.